This is a messenger RNA of Daucus carota subsp. sativus, 1903 nucleotides long. Its product is annotated as putative 12-oxophytodienoate reductase 11. Lineage: Eukaryota; Viridiplantae; Streptophyta; Magnoliopsida; Apiales; Apiaceae. Gene Ontology annotation, molecular function: oxidoreductase activity; FMN binding. The transcript is spliced from 5 exons. The coding region runs from base 231 to 1343 and encodes 370 amino acids. The record is from RefSeq and is a predicted model, not a curated record.
UACUCCAUUACUUAGUGGGAAGAAGAAGUGGGCAAGUUGAAGUGGAAUUGAGUUGGUGUCACCAUACAGGCCUCUGAGCAAAUGCUGAACGUAAUUGUUGAAAGUUUGAUGAUUGGGCACAUCUCAGCAUCACUAGCCCAUUGUGUAUAUCUAGUUGGGUGGGGGUGGUUGUGAUCACUCAUCAUCUCAUAUUACAAGUGAAAACAGAGAUUUUUGAAGUGUAAGAUAUCAUGGGGGAGGAACAAAACCUUCAAAUAACUCUCAUGUCUCCAUACAAAAUGGGUCAUUUUCAGCUUUCUCACAGAGUAGUUUUGGCUCCUCUCACAAGACAAAGAAUGUACGGAAAUGUUCCUCAGCCCCAUGCUAUAUUAUACUACUCCCAAAGAACUACGGAUGGUGGCCUUCUCAUUUCCGAAGCCACUGUAAUUUCUGACACUGCCAUAGGGUAUCGAGACGUGCCUGGUAUAUGGACAAAGGAACAAGUCGAAGCCUGGAAACCUAUUGUGGAGGCAGUUCAUGACAAAGGUGGUAUCUUUUUUUGUCAGAUUUGGCACACGGGGAGGCUUUCAAAUACUGGUUUUCAGCCAAAUGGGCAGGCUCCAGUAUCUAGUACAGACAAACCUUUAAGCCCCAGUAGUGAUGGGUCACAUUUUUCGCCUCCUCGACGACUCAGUACCGAGGAAAUUCCUCAGAUUAUAAAUGAUUUUAGACUUGCUGCAAAGAAUGCCAUGGAGGCAGGUUUUGACGGAGUUGAACUUCAUGCUGCUCAUGGAUACCUUGUAGACCAGUUCUUGAAAGACCAAGUUAAUGACCGAACAGACAAUUAUGGAGGCUCCUUGGAGAACCGUUGCAGAUUUGCUUUGGAACUUGUGGAAGCUGUGUCAGAAGAGAUCGGAGCUGAUAGAGUAGGCAUAAGGCUUUCACCUUUUGCAGAUUACAAUGAAUCAGGUGAUUCAAAUCCGGAAGGUUUGGGACUUUAUAUGGCUGAAUCCUUGAAUAAAUACGGCAUCCUUUACUUGCACGUGGUUGAGCCGAGGAUGAAAACUGCUUGGGAAAAAUUCGAAUGCACUGAGAGUCUUUUGUCUAUGAGAAAAGCAUUUAAAGGUACUUUUAUUGUUGCUGGUGGUUAUGGGAGGGAAGAUGGUAAUAAAGCUGUGGCUGAGAACCGUGCAGACCUUGUUGCUUAUGGUCGUGUGUUUCUGGCAAACCCCGAUCUACCAAGGCGGUUUGAGCUUAAUGCUCCCCUCAAUAAAUAUGACAGAAACACAUUUUAUACAUCUGAUCCAGUUGUCGGCUACACUGAUUAUCCGUUUCUUGAUCAAACAUAUGAUAAGGAAACAUGAGAAACAGAGGUUUAUGUUUUAUCGUUUCCUGUCAUUCACAAGCGUGAGUUGGAGGUUAUUGCUGUGAUUGCCUAAAUGCCGAAGCAAUUAUUAGUUCUUCCCUUUUGUUUAUAAGAGUGCUUGGAAGGUUGUCAGUGUGCUGAGGCUUUUUAUUGUGUUAUGAUCAUCUAUUCUUGGUAAAACCUUGAUCUACGAAGGGGGUCUCAAAAUGUCAAGAUGCAUUUCGAGUAUCAGAUGCAUUGUGCACUACUUGUAUGCUUCCUGAUGAAAAAACUGCUGUAUAUUGCCUUCUGUUGGUGAUUGCUUCUCCAUUUUCCCAGAACAAGUGCAAAUUGCAACCUUCAUCAGUUGGUGACUGACUUGCAAACUUUUUUUACAAGAUUAUCUGCUAGAUAUAUUGCCUUGUGCAUCACCAAGAAUGAUGUUUUAUAUAUUUGAUCCCUUUUUGGUGCACAACUAAUAGGUUUGCGGAUGAAACAAGUAUUGCAUACAUAUCAGUAUUUGGCCCUCACUGACUUGUCGGGGGCCAUUAUAAUAAAAUUUCAGGAGUGUUUAGUACU